Messenger RNA from Xiphias gladius (swordfish), 1186 nucleotides. It is a transcript of the gene mmadhcb, whose product is annotated as metabolism of cobalamin associated Db. Lineage: Eukaryota; Metazoa; Chordata; Actinopteri; Istiophoriformes; Xiphiidae. The record is from RefSeq and is a predicted model, not a curated record. Gene Ontology annotation, cellular component: mitochondrion. The transcript has 8 exons. Gene Ontology annotation, biological process: cobalamin metabolic process. Bases 244 to 1137 code for a protein of 297 amino acids.
UUCUGCUGUUAUGCUAACGGUAGUUGUGAAUGAGCUGGACCUGUGUAACCACCUGUAUGACGAAUAAAAGGAUCACGAACGUUGUGUGUCUUAGUUAGUCAGUGUGAACCUCCUGACAUCAGGUUGAGGCUCUGACAUUAGCUGUGUCAGCGUAAAUGCGCUUGGAGACAGCUCCUGACUGCUUCAUCGUCAACUUCUACAGAGACAUAACUGGAGCCUGCAGGCAGACAGAAAAACACCAGGAUGGCCAGUGUGCUGUGCCGCAGAGCCAGGCUGGUCACUUACCUCCCAGGACUUCAUUUGUUGGUGCAUCGUGUUGCUGGAGCCAGUUCUUUCUCUGCUGCUGGAUCCUCGGGCUCGGAGGAGCCCCACGUAGCCAUCACUCCGUCUGACAUAGGACUGCAGACAGUGUGGCCUGAUGAGAGCAUGGGGCCUUUUGGGCCCCAGGACCAGCGCUUUCAGCUGCCUGGUAAUGUGGGAUUUGACUGCCACCUAGAAGGACUAGCAGAGCAGAAGAAGAGUCUGGCAUACAAGUUGGUCCCUGAUGUGCUGUCAGCCCCAUCCAGUAAUGAGAGACAUCAGUUCAUACUGGCCCAGUUCAUCGGAGAAUUCUUUGAGAAAGAUGACCCAGCCUCAUCUCAGAGUGUCAGUAGAGAUGAACAGUACUUUGAAAACUCCAGUGUGGAGUGUGCCAUACAGUCCUGCCCGGAGCUACUACAGAAAGAUUUCCAGUCCAUGUUUCCUGAGGCUCCAUCCUCUGGUAUGAUGGUGGUUACAGUGACCCAAAAGACCCAGAACGAUAUGACGUCAUGGUGUGCUGAGGUGGAACAAGAGAGAGAGAAGAUGCUUGGCAAGUUUGUUGAUGGAGCCACGGAGAUCUGCUACGCUCUGCAGAGAGAAGGAUUCUGGGCUGACUUUAUUGACCCAUCCUCAGGCCUGGCGUUCUUUGGCUCUUACACCAACAACACACUGUUUGAGACAGAUGACAAGUACCGUCAUCUGGGCUUCCAGAUCGAGGACCUGGGCUGCUGCAGAGUGAUCCGACACACUGUGUGGGGGACAAAUGUUUUUGUGGGGACAAUAUUUACAGACGCACCACCCAGCAGCUUUAUAAUGAAGAAGCUGCAGGGCAGCUGAACACAGGCUCAGGGACAUUUGGCUGCCAUUAAAACUGUGUAAAAACCUG